Messenger RNA from Phyllostomus hastatus (greater spear-nosed bat), 1469 nucleotides. It is a transcript of the gene CENPO, whose product is annotated as centromere protein O. The transcript has 8 exons. Gene Ontology annotation, cellular component: Mis6-Sim4 complex; kinetochore. The record is from RefSeq and is a predicted model, not a curated record. Lineage: Eukaryota; Metazoa; Chordata; Mammalia; Chiroptera; Phyllostomidae. The coding region runs from base 427 to 1308 and encodes 293 amino acids.
ACAAUGCUCUUUGGGUGCCCCUGGUUACCUUCUUAGCAAACACUUCUAGAGCAGAAAUCACAAAGGGUAAGGGUAAGAUCUGUUUGGCCAUCUGCAAAGAAGACCUCACGACUAUUUCACACUCCUGGUGUUUCUGACGCUAGGUUCAAUUUACUCUAGGGUUCACGUUUGUUUUCAACUAAUUUGGCGUCGUGCCCAGAUAAGUGCUUCCGUUUGACUUCACUGCCAACAUGGAAUCCCGUGUCCUUAUCCCAGAUCGGUUUUGCGGGAAGGGGGAGGAACAAUACUCUCCGUGGGGCAUUGAAGGGCCGGCCCAGCGCACAGGUAGAAAGGCCGGUUUCGUUCCACCGGCCUCCUCCCGCACAGCAAGGAAAUCUGGGUGCCUGGGCAGCUUCCUAGGAAGGCUCUUGAGAAUCUGAGGAGGAGAUGGACCUGGCGAAUACCUCAAGGCAAGAGGGCGAGCCCAAAGGAGGUGUUCUAGCUCACUUGGAAAGACUAGAAGCUAGAUCCCGUAAAAAAUUCGAAGAGCCACAGGGCACACCGGCAGCGGAAAGCGCUCUGAGGAGCAAGAUCCUCCAGCUGAGACGCCUGCGAGACCAGCUGAGGGCUGCAGUGGAGCGGCGUGGGGCCAGAGUGGAAGCCAGUGCAGAACCGGACCAGGCACUGCAGGUCAGCGAGCAAGCUUUGGAAAGAAAAUGGGAAGACAUGAAAGCCAUUCUGCAAGCAUACCGUUUUACAGGGCUCAGCGGGAAGCUGACGAGCCGGGGCGUCUGUGUGUGCAUCCAGACUGCCUUCCAGGGGAACCUGCUGGACUCCUACUUCGUGGACCUCGUCAUACAGAAACCACUUCGGAUACAUCACCAUUCCGUCCCGGUCUUCAUUCCCCUGGAGGAGAUAGCUGCCAGGUCCUUGCAGACCGACAUUCGGCACUUCCUGUUCAGUCUCUGCGAACACCUGAACGCUUACGCGGGGAGGAAGUACCAGGCAGAUCGACUGCAGAGUGACUUUGCAGCCUUUCUGGCGGGGCCCUUGCAGAGAAACGCUCUGUGCAAUCUGCUGUCGUUCACUUACAAAGCGGAGCCGGGGGGCCAGGCCUUCCCAUUCUGUGCCAGGCUGCUCUACAAGGACCUCACGGUAACCCUCCCAACGGACGUCAGCGUUACGUAUGAAGGGACGGACACGCCGCCCCCCUCGUGGGAGGAGCAGCGGGCCAGCCACGAGCACCUGCUCCGCACGAAGCCCCUGCAUCGCGUGUUUGCUGCGUUUGCACGGGGAGAAGAAAGGCUGGAGUUGAGGCUGGCCUACUAGGGUGUCGCACUGAGAGCACGUCGGAGGUAAAAGGAAAUAUUGCACUUUCUGCUCUCGUGACUAAGGUGGCGGGGGUUCCAGGAGGACCUUUCAAGAUUACCAGGACGCGGGCCCUGCCACCUAACACGGACCACCUGGGGACGGGCUGGGCUCCAGCCUGA